Molecule: messenger RNA, 306 nt
Organism: Choloepus didactylus (southern two-toed sloth)
Lineage: Eukaryota; Metazoa; Chordata; Mammalia; Pilosa; Megalonychidae
Product: protein S100-A7-like
Exons: 2
Coding region: 1-306 (101 amino acids)
Cellular component (GO): cytoplasm
Molecular function (GO): calcium ion binding
Source: RefSeq, a predicted model, not a curated record
AUGAACAGCACUGCAGCUGAGAAGACCAUACUGAGCUUGAUUGAUCUAUUUCACAAAUACACUGGGAAAGAUGAUAAGAUAGAGAAGGAAAACUUUUUGAAGAUGUUGAAGGAGAAUUUCCCCAAUUUCCUGAGAGCCUGUGAGCAAAAGGGUACAGAUUACUUGACUCAUGUCUUUGAGGAAAAGGACAAGAAUAAGGAUAAGAAGAUCGACUUUUCUGAGAUCCUCUCCUUUCUGGGGGAUGUAGCCACUGACUACCACAAUCAGAGCCACGGGGCACCACCCUGUUCUGGGGGAAACAAGUGA